CUUUCUUCAAGUAGGCUGGCCCAUUCCCGGGCCGUUCAUUCUGCAGGAGGCUGAGACGCGAACAAGGCAGGAUGGAGAAGCUAUUUGUGCUCGUCCUCUCCCUUACCUUACUGACUGACUUCGCAGGGUCCUCCCCGAUUCUGACGGAAAAGCAGGCCAAACAGCUUCUCAGGUCCCGACGCCAGGACAGGCCAAGCAAACCUGGCUUCCCUGAUGAACCCAUGCGGGAGUACAUGCACCAUCUGCUCCGCCUGGAACACCGCGCCGAGGAGCAGUUCCUGGAGCACUGGCUGAACCCUCACUGCAAGCCCCACUGUGACCGGAAUGUGGUCCAUCCCGUGUAAGGGGCUCAGGACCAGCUUCUGCCAGCAGUUUGAUAAGCAACGACCUGGCUACUGUUGAAACACCGGAUGAGGCUCCUUCUUUAUUUUUCAGCCAUGGAAACGGAUGUUUUCAGACCUCUGUGGCAAAGGCUGCCUCGGGGAUUGAUGGCAAAUAUAUAUACAUGUAUGCUGCUUCAUUUGACUAACGUGCAUCACUCAUUAAAGCCAAUAGCUUGAAGUAUCACUCCCUUCCCUGCCCCUCAUGGCCUUCCUGCAGGUUUGAUAGGGUGGGCAGAAGGAGAAGCUCACCUGGGGCCAAUGAGCUGGAACUUCUGGAAAGUCUUGCAGGGUAUAGUGAAGCCCAGCCCUGGGGGUUGCAAAGGGGUCCCGUCAUCUAUUCCGCCCUCCAUCCUGUCUGCUCUAAUAAACACUGGUGUUAAACCUA
Molecule: messenger RNA, 768 nt
Organism: Canis lupus familiaris (dog)
Lineage: Eukaryota; Metazoa; Chordata; Mammalia; Carnivora; Canidae
Gene: C9H17orf67
Product: chromosome 9 C17orf67 homolog
Exons: 4
Coding region: 72-344 (90 amino acids)
Source: RefSeq, a predicted model, not a curated record